UUGGUGGAGCGAUGAAAUCUCUUCGCGAAGGAAAAUGGAUGGCGAAAACCGAAUCAUUUUAAACGUCGGCGGAAUUCGCUACGAAACGUACAAAGCGACGUUAAAAAAAAUUCCUGCUACACGAUUAUCGCGAUUAACAGAGGCUUUAGCUAAUUAUGAUCCUGUUUUAAAUGAGUAUUUUUUUGAUAGACAUCCUGGAGUAUUCGCACAAAUUUUAAAUUAUUAUAGGACGGGAAAAUUGCAUUAUCCCACGAACGUUUGUGGUCCCCUUUUUGAGGAAGAAUUGGAGUUUUGGGGCCUUGACUCCAAUCAAGUGGAACCUUGUUGCUGGAGCACGUACAGCAUACAUCGCGAUACACAGGCAACAUUAGCAAUUUUAGACAAAUUAGAUUUAGACUCAGAAAAACCAACGGACGAAGAAGUCGCGAGAAUGUUCGGAUACGAAGAAGCUUACCACGCCGGGACUUUAACCAGGUGGCAAAAAUUAAAACCGAAAAUUUGGGCGAUUUUCGAUGAGCCCUAUUCAUCGUCCUUCGCAAAGGUACCACCGCACGACGUCAAGCUGAGAAAUAUAGUCGCUGGAAUCUCAGUUUUCUUCAUUUGCGCCUCAGUGUUAUCGUUUUGCUUGAAAACCCAUCCAGGGAUGAGACGAAACGCAACCGAUUGCAACACGACUUCAAUUAACGAUGAAGAUUACGAAUACGAUUGUUCGACGGCUUUACCAAUAUUUUAUUACGUCGAACAUAUUUGUAACGCUUGGUUUAUAUUCGAAUUACUGAUAAGAUUCGUGAUUUCACCGCAAUUAAUGCUCUUUUUAAAAUCGCCCGUUAAUAUAAUCGAUAUUGUAGCAACUUUAAGUUUUUACAUCGAUAUCACGUUAAUCAAAGAUCGCAAAUCGAACGUUUUGGAGUUUUUUAGUAUCAUUAGAAUUUUGAGAUUGUUUAAAUUAACGAGGCAUUCGCCGGGAUUAAAAAUUUUGGUUCACACUUUUAAAGCGUCGGCGAAAGAGUUGGGCCUUUUGGUGUUUUUUCUCGUUUUGGGGAUUGUUAUUUUCGCAAGUUUGGUUUAUUACGCUGAGAAAUUACAGUAUAACCCAAAUAAUAGCUUUAAAAGUAUCCCGGAAGGUUUAUGGUGGGCCAUCGUAACAAUGACGACUGUUGGAUAUGGCGAUAUGGCCCCAAAAACUUAUAUAGGAAUGUUGGUGGGCGCUUUAUGCGCAAUUGCUGGUGUUUUAACAAUCGCUUUGCCAGUUCCGGUUAUUGUAUCAAAUUUUUCAAUGUUUUAUUCUCAUACUCAGGCUAGAUCAAAAUUACCCAAAAAGCGACGAAGAGUACUCCCAGUUGAGCAACCACGAAGGAAAAAAGUCGAUACAGUCGCCCAUCGAAGAGUUAACGCCAUCAAACAUCCAUCAACGCUUUACAAAGACCCAUUUGGAAAUGCAAAACUAGGAAACAUAAACGGAGUUAACAUGAUUGGUUUGGCUUUACAAGGUCCUUCAGUACCAAGCAUCGCAGUUAUCCACCAUAACGGACCUUACUCAAUCCAACCUCACCAACAACAAGAAAUUUCAUCAGAACCCAACAAAAUGGAAAUUACCAACAAUGAUAGAGAAUCAAAAUCAGAACCAAGAGAAAUCUUAUCGGCACGAACUCUCCUCCAAGAUUUUCUCCCAACGAAACUUGACCCAGAAUUGGGAAGAACUAGUGUCCCUGCUAUGGCUAUUGGGAGUUCGACGGAAGUUUUAGUUAGUAUCAUUGAAAAUUCGGCGGGGUUUCGGAGAAAUUCAAUUUUAACAGCCGCGGUGUCAAUUAAUGAAGAUGAAAAAAGACAGGAUAAAGAUGUCAAAAAAGAAGAUGAGGAUUUUUUGAGUCCUGUUACGGAGACGACCGAAGCUGCGUCUGAAAUUGGGAAGGAAGAUAGCUCGGGGACUUUGAAUCGUUUUAAUUAUGCAGAGGGGAUUGAUAAUUGUGAUAAGGAUUGAAUUUGACCAAAAGAAUCUUAGGAUAUUUUUGUAAAUUGGUGAAAUAAAUAAAUUAAUUAA
This is a messenger RNA of Onthophagus taurus, 2041 nucleotides long. The record is from RefSeq and is a predicted model, not a curated record. Lineage: Eukaryota; Metazoa; Arthropoda; Insecta; Coleoptera; Scarabaeidae.